This is a messenger RNA of Racocetra fulgida, 222 nucleotides long. The record is from the annotation of a GenBank genome assembly. Lineage: Eukaryota; Fungi; Glomeromycota; Glomeromycetes; Diversisporales; Gigasporaceae.
AUGACUCCCGAAUUUUUCUUGAACUUGGAAGAGCAAGGCUUCCUAACCCGUGACAGUGGCAGUAUCACGGCGUUAGGAAGUCUUUGGGGUGUUAUUGAUGGUGAUAGGAAUAAGAAAUAUAAAAUAAAAAAAAAACAGUCAACCUUUGUAGAACAAGUUUUUCGCGGUGGCGGUGCCCCUACCAGCAUUGACCUCUAUUUGACAAUCACAUCUGUGCAACAG